CGUCCUCUUCUUUCAUUCGUUAACACAAGGGACCAAUUGGAAACCCCUAUAACGUCAAUUUAUUCAGUGGGUCCCAUCCAAAAUUUUUUUUUUCCAACCAAUCACUUCUCUUCACUGUAUUAAGAGUUGCCCUAGACACGUGGUGUUUCUCCACCCAGCCACCGUGAUGCCGCUUUGAUUAUCGUCUGCGUUGUCUCUGGUAGAGAGUUUGUUAGUUUUGCUCUAGAGAAAAAGACAGAAACAGAGAGAGGAGAGAGCGGAGGUACGUGGAGGUAGACCAGGGAUGGAUGGUGGAGACGGGUGGCGCGUGAUUGCGUGCGCCGCUGGUGCUCAAGAAAAGACGAUAAUCAACAGAAUAAUGCUCAGAUUCCGACCGAUUGCGCCGAAACCAGCCUUCGACGGCUCUGGCGCCGGUGGCUGGAAGCCUGAGAACAAGAACGGUGUGGUUUCUGGAGUAAGAACGAAGAGAAAGUACGUUAGGGUUAAGAAGAAUAAUGAUAACGAUUAUUACAAGAGAAGAAGGAAGAAGAAAUCUACAGAUCUAGAGAAAGCUGUUAAAGAAGAUGAUCAAAACGAGAAGAUUUUCACGCGCCAGUUACUUCCAGAAAGAACUGAUCUAACGCCUGAUUUAUCUCAGGCGAGAGGAUCUUGCAGCAGUUUUGAUCUUACGGUAAGAAAAGAUAGCAUGCAAGAGAAAACAGAUCCACUAGUGUCGUUUGACUUAAGCAAACAAGUGCACGACGGUGAUCUUGGUCUUCGUGUUUCCGUUCCAGAUCGGACGGCGGUGAUGCCUGAGAAAAGAACAACAGAGACGUGGGUGAUGGUCGAGAGCGUGACAGACACGUGCAUGGAUUUGGUAGAAGGACUAGGGAGAACGGACGUGGAGAAAAUAAAGAAUCUGGAGAGGGACACGUGUCCUGGAUUUAUAUCGGACGGUUCAAAUAGAGUACAGUGGGUAAACGAAGCUUACAAAAAGAUGGUAACGGUGGGCUCGGAAUACAACAGCAGGGGGCAGUCAUCGUCUCCGGAGAUUACGGUACGGUUAGCGAUAAAAGAGAAAGUGUUGCCUUAUCUGCACUGCAAUGCGUUUACGUGCUGGGUUAGGUUACAGUACGCGUGGCAGAAGGAGAAUUAUUCACAGAUGGUACCAUGUGAUGUAUGGAAGACGGAGUGUGGAGGGUUUGCAUGGAGACUAGACGUUAAAGCAGCUCUGAGUUUGGGACUCUGACAAUGGAGAAAAAGAAACAAAAACAGAAACAAGAAAGAAAUAAAGUUUCAGGUAAAAUAAAAAUUCCUUGAUAAGCUGGAGAAGAAACUCCAUCUUUAAGUUAAGAUGAACGUAAGGUUUGUGUUUAUAUAUAUAUAUAUAUAUAUAUAUAUAUAAUAUGUAAGUAAGUAAAUAUCUGUAGGAGCAAGUAUAAACCAAGAAGGGAUGCGACCUGUAGUCUAUACAUAUUUAUAGAAGAAGAAGAAGAAGAAGAAGAAGAAGAACGACAAUUGCAUAAAAAUAUUUAAAAACAAAUUGAAAAGGGAAAAGAAGGAACAAGAAGAAGAAAUUAAUGAAUGUGUGAAGGAUUGAUUAGUUCAAAGAGGAGUAAGAAUCAAAGGGGGGGAUGAAUUGGUUGAUAACGUGCUUUGUGCUCUUCUUGCCACGCAGGAGGGGGGGGGGGGGGCGGGGGGGGGAUGAAGAGAACCUUCUAAAUGGCCUUACUUUUUUCCUUUUGCCCUAUCUUUUGGGGUUCCGCUCCAUUGAUUGCUAUGUGUAUCAAAAAUUGCUUAAUUGGAAUUCGGCAUUUGGCAUUACAAAAGCUUUUACUGCCAUCUAUUGUCGAGUGGUUAUCUUCUUUUGCAAAUAGUGAAAAAAGGCUUUUUUAAAUACCUAA
Messenger RNA from Jatropha curcas, 1883 nucleotides. NCBI's taxonomy places the organism in Eukaryota, Viridiplantae, Streptophyta, Magnoliopsida, Malpighiales, Euphorbiaceae. The record is from RefSeq and is a predicted model, not a curated record.